CGCGUCCCCUCGCCUUUUCCCCGCUCGCCCCGCCGUGCGGCCGUGCCUGCGUCGUCCUCCUCCUUUCUCUUCCCCCCCUCCCCCCCACCGCUCCCCCGGCCGGUCUCCGGCUCCGGGGCAGGGUGCGGGGGCGCCGCGCCGCAGCGAGCCUGGGGGAGCGACUCCUCCGCACUGCGAAGGGAGCGCAGCUCUGCUCUCCUUCCCCUCUCCUCUCCGGCAUGAUGGCGUCCCUCUGGCAGACCGGGGGAGACCCUGCGCCGCUUCCCCGCCGGCCGCUCCCGGCUCGAAGUUUGUGGGUUCUUGGCCAGAGAGGUUUAAAAUAAUGACAAGGUCACGUACAUCAAGGAGAGAUGUCAGCGCUGCCUUCCUGGAACGGGAGAACUGAAAAGGAGAAAGGACUAGUAUUAUUUGGUACUUGCUGCUUUUGACUACUGACACAAUCUACUGUGCUCUGGUUGUGGUGGAAGAACAAGACAAGUCUCUCCUGCUUGGUUCUGUGGUAUUGCCACCGUAGGGUCAUCAUGAACGUGACAAGCUUAUUCUCCUUCACCAGCCCUGCAGUGAAGAGGCUGUUGGGGUGGAAGCAGGGGGAUGAAGAGGAAAAAUGGGCAGAGAAAGCUGUUGAUGCAUUAGUGAAAAAACUGAAGAAGAAAAAAGGUGCUAUGGAGGAGCUGGAAAAAGCAUUAAGCUGUCCUGGUCAGCCCAGCAACUGUGUCACAAUUCCUCGCUCCUUGGACGGCAGGCUUCAGGUUUCGCACCGGAAGGGACUACCACAUGUAAUUUACUGUAGAGUAUGGCGCUGGCCGGACCUGCAGAGCCAUCAUGAACUUAAACCACUGGAAUGCUGCGAGUUUCCCUUUGGUUCAAAGCAGAAAGAGGUUUGCAUCAAUCCCUACCACUACAAGCGGGUGGAGAGUCCUGUUCUUCCUCCGGUGUUGGUUCCAAGGCACAGCGAGUACAACCCUCAGCACAGCCUCUUGGCCCAGUUCCGCAACCUGGGACAAAAUGAGCCUCACAUGCCGCACAACGCUACUUUCCCGGACUCUUUUCAACAACCCAAUAGUCACCCGUUCCCCCACUCGCCCAACAGCAGCUAUCCAAACUCACCUGGAAGCAGCAGUAGCACCUACCCACAUUCUCCAGCCAGCUCAGACCCAGGAAGCCCUUUCCAGAUGCCAGCUGAUACUCCCCCUCCUGCUUACCUGCCUCCGGAAGAUCAGAUGACACAUGAUACCUCCCAGCCAAUGGAUACUAACAUGAUGGCACCUGCAAUUCCCCCAGACAUACACAGAGGAGAUGUUCAGGCAGUUGCUUAUGAAGAGCCGAAGCAUUGGUGCUCCAUCGUCUACUAUGAGCUGAACAAUCGUGUUGGGGAGGCAUUCCAUGCGUCUUCCACCAGCAUCCUGGUGGAUGGCUUCACCGAUCCUUCCAACAACAAAAACAGGUUUUGCCUGGGGCUGCUCUCCAACGUCAACCGCAACUCCACCAUUGAGAACACCAGGCGGCACAUUGGCAAAGGUGUUCAUCUCUACUAUGUUGGUGGGGAGGUAUAUGCUGAAUGUCUUAGCGACAGUAGCAUUUUUGUGCAAAGUCGGAACUGCAACUACCAUCAUGGGUUCCAUCCCACCACAGUCUGCAAAAUCCCCAGUGGAUGCAGUUUGAAGAUUUUUAAUAAUCAAGAGUUUGCUCAGCUUUUGGCUCAGUCAGUAAACCAUGGCUUUGAGACAGUGUAUGAGCUUACAAAGAUGUGCACUCUUCGGAUGAGUUUUGUAAAGGGUUGGGGAGCUGAAUAUCAUCGCCAAGAUGUAACGAGCACUCCGUGCUGGAUAGAGAUACAUCUUCAUGGUCCUCUUCAGUGGCUGGAUAAAGUACUUACUCAGAUGGGCUCUCCUCAUAAUCCUAUUUCUUCAGUGUCUUAAAAGGUCCCAAGCUCCUGCAUUUUGGAAGCAAUUGAGCCUUGCAUGUACUUGAAAGAUGUAUGAGUCAGACACACACGUUUUGUAAUUCCUCCGGCCCCCCCAAACUGGCAGUGUUGAACAAGAGCCAUAAGAAUACUUGAGUUCUUUGAACAACUGUUGGAUUCGGAAAAAAGAACAAAACCCUUUCACAUGCUGUCGGUAUCAAGAAUUUUAGUUUACCCUGUUGUGAAGUUGAUUUGCAGGGCUUAGCGCAAUGGAAACGACCAAGCCUAAACCACAGUCUGUCAAACCGAGUUCCCGAAGGAUCUUCCUGUAGCUGGAACUCUGGGAUUCUCUUUCUUUAGUAUGUUUGAUGGUCAGUGUUUUCCCCUGUGUCCUCUGAGGCUAAAAGCUGAAGUUGGUGAAGUUUACUUUUUGCAGGCUUACUGCAGCACAUUUUAAAACCUUUUGUCAAAGCUGAUGUUGCUCUCUAAAAGGGAAAAAAAACCCCAAACUCCCAAGGCGUAAUCUCAGUAACUGUGUAAUAAUCUUUGAAACUGUGUCCUGACCAUAUUGCUCUAAGAAUGUUAGGUAUGGUUUGUUUUUGCUAAAUGUAUGUACGGUGUAUUUGAAAGUUUAGACAUUAAUUAGAUUUAGACAAUAAAGGAAUUAGGAAUAUUUGAAUGGGGGGAGGUGGGAGCGGGAAGGGAAAAUGCCAACUGAAAUGUAGAAUAUAUUGUAAACAUAGCUUGUUAGGUUAAACUGAGAUCUGAGUUUUGCUGUGCAUUUCAUUUUUAUAGUGGCUUCAUCUUGUUAAUUCUGACUAUUUUUGCCUCUUCGUUUUCCCCCAAAAUAAUUGUGCAGCUGAUUAAGUCUUUUUUCUGUGAAGAGGACAAAAUGAUUAAUUUCUGCAGUUUGAAGACUGCAGCUCUAUAUAUUUCAAGACAAAAUUGUACAGAGUGCUCUUUAACUAUUGAGCAGUUUUAUACAGUUUAUGUAACAGAAGUAGGUUUUUAAUUUUGUAAGAGAAUCUUGUUUUGCCAAACCUAGUAACUCUUAGUUGUUUGGAGGACUUAAAAAUCCCUGUGUGGAUCUAGUUCAAACUUUAAAAAUAUAUAUAUUUUUAAUUUGUUUUUUUACUUCUUGGUUUAUUUUCUUCUCUUUGAUCUUUUAUAUUCACAUAAGCUGUAGUACUUUAAGUACCUUUAUUCCAAAACUAGUGGGUCCUCUUUACUGGAAGUUUUGAAUAAAACAUGUUGUUAUUGCUUACAUUUGAUUAAAA
This is a messenger RNA of Colius striatus (speckled mousebird), 3180 nucleotides long. RefSeq names its product SMAD family member 1 (gene SMAD1). Gene Ontology annotation, biological process: anatomical structure morphogenesis; BMP signaling pathway; SMAD protein signal transduction. The transcript is spliced from 7 exons. The coding region runs from base 522 to 1919 and encodes 465 amino acids. The record is from RefSeq and is a predicted model, not a curated record. Gene Ontology annotation, cellular component: heteromeric SMAD protein complex. Gene Ontology annotation, molecular function: RNA polymerase II cis-regulatory region sequence-specific DNA binding; DNA-binding transcription factor activity, RNA polymerase II-specific; I-SMAD binding. NCBI's taxonomy places the organism in Eukaryota, Metazoa, Chordata, Aves, Coliiformes, Coliidae.